AAAAUUAUCUGUCCUCGGAAAUAGAGACGAAAAUUUACGUAGAAUGUUUUGUAGUUUUUCCGCAAAUACAAAAAGAUAUUUUCUGUCUAAACAUCAAAGUAUAACAAGAGCAAUGUCAAUGCUUGUUGAAAAAGUUAAAUUUCCUUCUGAAAAUGAAAAAGGCCUCUGUCCUGCCGUCCUUAUUAAAAAUAUGGAGUCAUCUAGCAUGCAAGGAUUGGUCAUUUUGCAGGAAUGGUGGGGUAUAAAUGAACAAAUACAAAAUGAAGCGACGGAAAUAGCUGAGAGUGGAGAUUUUAUUGCUUUGGUACCAGAUCUGUAUCGAGGAAAAAUUGCAACAGAUAACGAAGAAGCUGGACAUUUAAUGAAUAACCUAGAUUGGCCUGGCGCGGUAAAGGACAUUGCAGGAGCUGCAAAAUAUCUCCUGUCAAAAGGUUGUCUUAAAGUGGGUGUUACAGGAUUUUGUAUGGGUGGAGCGUUAAGUCUAGCUGCAGCUGCCCUUGUGCCAGAGAUUUCUGCAUCUGCACCUUUCUAUGGUAUUCCUAGCGACACAUUGUGUGAUGUCACCAAAAUCAAAAUUCCUCUUCAGUGUCAUUUUGGUGAUCUUGAUGAGUUAGUUGGAUUUUCUUCUCCUAAAGAUGUAGAUAUUUUAAAGACAAAGCUAGAAUCUGCUGGUGUAAACUUUGAGUUGUACAGGUACAAUGCAGGCCAUGCCUUCACUCAUAAAGGAGGACCACUCUACAGUGAGGAAGCCUGUGACAUUAGUAUGAAACGUUUAGUUCAAUUUAUGAAAAAGAAUUUAUCGACCUAAUUGUGAAACAUUGGCUAGUGUGAUUAUCCUGCUUAAAAUUGUGAUUUUAUUGCUUAAUUUGCUCUCCUUCAUUUUCAAUAAAUCAAAUUUUUGUGUG
Molecule: messenger RNA, 905 nt
Organism: Xenia sp. Carnegie-2017
Lineage: Eukaryota; Metazoa; Cnidaria; Anthozoa; Malacalcyonacea; Xeniidae
Product: protein usf-like
Exons: 2
Coding region: 44-808 (254 amino acids)
Molecular function (GO): hydrolase activity
Source: RefSeq, a predicted model, not a curated record